AUGGAUAGUUGUGCUGAAGUGCGUUGUUUCCUUGAUGGUUCUCUCGCAUUUGAACUUCUUAGAGCCGAUGAAUAUCUGUGGGCAGAGUUAUCCAAGCAUCAAUGGAAUGAGAAUUUUGGUGGUCAGAUAUGGAUUCCAUAUUCGAGAGCAUUCCUUUUAAGUGAGAGGCGUGUGAAGAUUAUGGCCAUGCAUUCAUCAAAAAAGGUAAGAGAAGAAGAUUUUGUUGAAGAGUUUGUUAUCAAGGGAUCCAAUGGGUACGUACCACGUGGCGAUUCCUCUGUAGGUUGUGAUUCUGGACGUGAGUGCGCCGACUUUGCCACAGGUGUUCCAUUCGUUGUACACGUGCCAGAAUAUGUUUGUUGUUCAUUUUUCGAUGCUAGUGACGAGAAGGUUGGUUCAUGCGCCACUACUGCAAAUAAAAUUACUGGUUCACGAGCCUCCAAUUCUGGCCAUGAUUGUGGGUUUUCCAAUGAAAGUUGUGAGGUUGAUGACGCUCCUGGAUUUGCUCGAAGCUGGGGACCAUAUUCCUUAGAUUGA
Molecule: messenger RNA, 537 nt
Organism: Ilex paraguariensis (yerba mate)
Lineage: Eukaryota; Viridiplantae; Streptophyta; Magnoliopsida; Aquifoliales; Aquifoliaceae
Source: the annotation of a GenBank genome assembly